Funneliformis caledonium is the source of this 288-nucleotide messenger RNA. Lineage: Eukaryota; Fungi; Glomeromycota; Glomeromycetes; Glomerales; Glomeraceae. The record is from the annotation of a GenBank genome assembly.
AUGAAUUUAAAUAUUGAACAACUCAAUAUUUUAUGUGAUUGGCCAAUUGAUUCUACUAUAUGUGAUUAUUUUAAAGAUUCUUUUAGUAUUAUGAUAGAAUUAUGUGAGGUUAAUAAUGAUAUUUUAAUAGAUAAUGAAAUUAUUAAUAAAUUACUAAUAGAUGAAGAUCUACUUUUAAAAGAAAAUGAUAUUUUUAUAGCUAUUGAGAUAGCUUCAAAACACACUAGGUUUCUUUCUUUAUCAGAUAAUAAUAUAGUUAAAUUAGAUAUAAGAGAUCUUGCUAAACAA